AUGGAGCUUAAACGACAAGCGCGCCUUAGGCGCGAAUUCAUCUAUCGCAGAUCAAUUGAGGCGCGGGACUCCGAAAGCCAACGUAAGAAACAGCUUCUUCGAUCCGCCCUCAAGGAAGGGAAACGAUUGCCGAAAGAAAUUCAAGAAGAUGGUUUGGAAUUGAACGAACAGUUGGAUUGGAGUGACGACGGGGGCGAUGGUGUUGUGGGUGCCGAAGAUGAUGAAUACUUAUGGGCCGGAGCAGAGGAUCCUCACGUCGUUGUCACCACCUCACGUGCGCCUAGCUCACGUUUAAAAGAAUUUGCUAAAGAACUGAGGUUCCUUUUUCCAAAUGCCACUAAAAUAAAUCGUGGUAAUUAUCAAAACAAAGACCUAAUUGAUGCGUGCUUGUCUAGACAGGUCACUGAUUUGGUCAUCGUGAAUGAGACGCGUGGUGUCCCGGAUACUUUGAUUGUAAGCCAUCUCCCCUACGGACCAACCGCUGUGUUCACCCUCUACAACGUCCGUACUCGGCAUGAUAUGGAGCAACUGGGUCGAGGCACUGGUGCCAAAGUGCCUCAAGCCUAUCCACACCACAUUUUCCAUGGACUAAAUUCAAAAUUAGGUCUUAGAGUUCGCUGCAUAUUGAAGCAUUUGUUCCCCGUCCCCAAGGAUGAUACCAGACGUGUGGUGACUUGGUACGAGGAAGACGAUGUUAUUUUCUUCCGUCACCACACCUUCAAGUACGUAGAGAAGGAACUGCAGCUGAAGGACCAUGGCCCAUCCUUUGACAUGCGCUUGUACAAAAUUUGGCGUGGUCCGCUACACGAAGAAGCCGCAGCUGAUGUUGAAUGGUUGGAUUGUUUUCAAGUGACCAGUAGAGUUGUUCAAACAACUCUCUUGUAUUUUGGACCUGCUUGGGUGCACAACUUCACAUUCUGCCUACAACCAUUGGCGAAUUGCCAGCCUGAAAUUCUAAAAUAA
Molecule: messenger RNA, 963 nt
Organism: Dicrocoelium dendriticum
Lineage: Eukaryota; Metazoa; Platyhelminthes; Trematoda; Plagiorchiida; Dicrocoeliidae
Source: the annotation of a GenBank genome assembly